AUGGGACCGGACAGAGUUGUACUACCUUUGACGUUACGGUUUAAUGUGAGUUUUUAUAAAUUUUAUAGUUUUUAAUGUCUAGGCGAACUUAUGAACGAUUGAACGCUUGAAGAUUAUCCAUUUUUGAGCUAUUACAGGCUUAUAUAUUAACCAUGGAUCUGAUUUUCAACAACAACAUUGUUUCAGAUUGCCCCUCCGGCUGACUUUCAGUUUGGUGUUUGUAACAUGAAGAUCGAGAACUUGUAUGAUUCUGUAAAGCUCAACAAAGAUUGUUUUACGUUUUUGAACUUUAAAAAGCUGUUUUGUGGUGCAGUCGAAAAAGGAGACAUGCUCAAUAUUGUUUUUUACCGAGAAAGUCACGGAUCAUUGAGGGUAAGAUAUUUUAAUUAUUUUUUGUUAGUUUAGGAUGAAGAUACGAUGUUUUAAGUUAAGGUGAAUGCUUUUAUUUAGGUAUUUGACAGGUUUAAAAGGAUUAACCUUAUUUUCCAAUGUUAUCUUAGGUUUGAUUGAAAAAAAAGUGAUUUCUAAUUGAAAUUUUGUCAAAAUAUAAAUCGAUUCGUAUAAUUGUCGUAUUUUACAUAUAUUUUUGUUCUUUUAGAUAAUGUUUGGAACUGAUCAAAAGAGAGCAGAGCCGCUUUAUGUUCAGAUCAAUGAGAAGAUGGAUACUUUUGUUUUUCAAUGCGAGGAGAAGUUUUUGGUAGGUUUUAAGGCGCUAUUUCUUGUGUGAACUAAUUAAAAAUGAGGAUCUAUCAAAUUUUAAAAUGAUUUUUGAAGCUACACUGUUUUAACUUUUAGAAUUCUUCUCUAAUCGAGCUCCUGGACACACACGACCUUCUAAAUGACGCUCCACCAUCCGACUCCUCAUGUGUAGUAUGUCACGAUCGAAAGAGCACAGUUGCGUGUAUUCCAUGCGGUCAUAUAGUAUACUGUACAACAUGCGCCAAACACCAACUGAACUUCUGCCCUGUUUGCAAUAAAGUGGUCAAUGAUCAAGUGGAAGUUGGCUUCAAAGCCAAACGGUGCAUGAAUUGUCUGGAUGUGAAGACGUGCAAAGGCAUCGGCUUGAUCAAUUUACCGUGCGGAUGCGUUACACACUGUGAAACCGCGUCCGACUACACACAAUACUGCUUAUGGUGUGGUGGUAACAUUGAUGAUAGCAUUAAAUUUUAUUUGAGUUGA
This is a messenger RNA of Bursaphelenchus okinawaensis, 1179 nucleotides long. The record is from the annotation of a GenBank genome assembly. NCBI's taxonomy places the organism in Eukaryota, Metazoa, Nematoda, Chromadorea, Rhabditida, Aphelenchoididae.